ACCAGGCAGAGCUGAGUGGAUUGGGCCCAAGCAUGCCGUUGCUGCUGUUGCUGCUGACCUUGCUUCUCCCGUGUAGCCAGCAAAGGAGCGAGGCGGCCGUUUCUGACUACGAUGACUACAACCCAAACGGGACGGACGACGGCCCACCCGCCCGGCGGAACGGCCUCUGUCCACGCGCCAUCCCCGCCGAGGUGGUGACCGACGGGAGCAACGGCACCUUCCUGAUCCUUCCGGAAGCUUCCCGGGCCGUCCUGGGCAGCCCCCUGACCGUUGUCCUCCUCCCCGCCUUCUACACCCUAAUCUUCCUCGUGGGCCUCCCUGCCAACGCCCUGGCUCUGUGGGUGCUGGCCACGCGGGUGGAGAAGCAUCCGUCCACGGUGUUCCUGAUGAACCUGGCCACGGCCGACCUCCUGCUUGGGCUCCUCCUCCCCCUCAAGAUCUCUUACUACUUCUUGGGCAACCACUGGCCCUUCGGGGAGGCCACGUGCCGCUUCGCCACGGCCACCUUCUACGGGAACAUGUACUGCUCCAUCCUCCUGCUCGCCUGCAUUAGUACCGACCGCUACCUGGCUGUGGCCCACCCCUUCUUCGCCCGCUCCUGCCGCAGCCCGGCCGUCGCGGUGGCCACCUGUGCCGUGGUCUGGGGGGUGGCCCUCCUCUUCUCCCUCCCCUUGAUGCUCUUCCGGCAGUCCUUUCCCGUCCAGGGCACCCGACAGAUGCUGUGCCACGACGCCCUGCCAAGGGACCAGGAGGCCGAGUAUUACUACUACUACUUUGUCGCCCUCGUGGCCUGCGGCUUCCUGGCCCCGCUCCUCAUCAUUGUGCUCAGCGGCGGGGCCACGCUCCGUGUCCUGCUCAGCCACAGUGAAAGGUACGCCAGCGCCGUCAAGCUGACAGCGUUGGUUCUUGUCUCCGUGACCGUCUGCUACACCCCCAGCCAUGUCCUCCUCUUGCUCCACUACACUCGCCCUUGCUCCUGGGCCACGGGGACCCUCUACGUGGCCUACAUGGCCAGCCUGGCAUUGAGCACCUGCAACAGUUGCAUUGACCCCUUCAUCUACUGCUACGUCUCGGACGAAUUCCGGGCCAAAGUGAAGGGGCGGCUCUUUGGGCCACGGAAAAGCUCGGCCAUCUCCCUGAAAACCUCCAAGGAGACCUUGCCUUCCAGGAACUGCCUUUCUCCGGUGGCCAGUUCUGCUCAUCCAGGGUGAAAAUCCUUAUUUCUCAAUUUUUUCCCCUUUCAUUUUUAUAGUCUAAUGUUCACUAUUAUCCGCAUUUUUCAGCACCCGCGUGGGGCUGGGAACCAAUCCCCUGCAGC
Pogona vitticeps (central bearded dragon) is the source of this 1318-nucleotide messenger RNA. RefSeq names its product F2R like thrombin or trypsin receptor 3 (gene F2RL3). Gene Ontology annotation, biological process: positive regulation of Rho protein signal transduction; phospholipase C-activating G protein-coupled receptor signaling pathway; thrombin-activated receptor signaling pathway. Gene Ontology annotation, cellular component: plasma membrane. Gene Ontology annotation, molecular function: thrombin-activated receptor activity. The record is from RefSeq and is a predicted model, not a curated record. Lineage: Eukaryota; Metazoa; Chordata; Lepidosauria; Squamata; Agamidae.